UCCAAACCCUGUUUCUUCUCCUGGGGCGCUCUCUUUGGGAAGUUGGAAAGGAAACUCAUUUAUUACCGUUCCCUCUUUGCCUUGAAUUCCUUCACCCAUUUCCUCUGAGUGAAAGAAACACCUCCUUUCUCCUUUUCUCCCACUCUCUCCCUCUCUUUCCCUCCCUCUCUCUCUCUUGAAUUAUUAAGGCAUACUGACAGUACAGAUAGAUCUAUUCACACCAUUCACUUUAAUUUAGGGCCCUUUCUUUCCGAGCAGGAACUCUGUUAUUUCAUUUAUGAUUAUUUUUUUAUUUCCUCUGCUCCACUCUAGAAAAGAAAAUUUUGAGAAAGAAAUCUCAGCUUCUGGUUCUGUAAACGCGAGUUUCAUGGAUUGGAUUCGGGGGUGAAAAUAAUGCAACGGAAGAAGUAGCAAAGUUUUCUGGGCAAAUUAUUGGGAUCCCAUGCGUCAUUGCCUCUGAAGUUCUGAAAGCUGCUAACUUUUGAGCAGCCCAAGAAGCUCACAAGUUGAUUAUAUGGAGUAACAGUACCUUGCUUUAUAUUUUUUUAAAAUUGAUUUAAGUUAAUUUUGUUUGUUUUUGGGUUUUCAAUAAUGCCUGCAGUUUGAGAAUAUAGAAAUCAUAGAAAGAGGAGAAAAGAAUGGUUAUAUAUAUAUAUGUAUAGUCUGCAAGUUCUGAGUAAUGAGCGCUUCACGUGAAGGUAACGCUGCAAUGUCCGUGAGUUUGUGAGCAAAGUUUCCGAGAAACGAUGCCCACCUCAGAGUCUUCUUUUCUCACCAAUGGAGCUCCUUUCACCUUCAUUUAAUGCUGUGUAGUGCAGCUUCUCUGUUUCCUUCACUUGCAUCCUAGUUGAAGUAGAUGACCUUCCAUUAGUGCGUGUUUCUCCUCCUCCUCCUCAACUUUUUGUUGUUUCUACCAGUUGCCUUCGCCUCAUAUAUGUAGUUUUAAUCAACAAGAAAAACGAAAAAAAGGCGUUGAGAAUGACACUCGUUGGCGCGGUCUGAGAGGACUUUUGGAGUGGAUGGAUCGAGUUAUUAUGUUUUCGAAAGUGUUUGGUUGAGAAGAAAAAGCGCCAAAAAAGAGCAAGAAAAGGUAGGGGGUUUAGAGAUUCCCAGAAUCGCCUGUUCCAAUGUCGCUGUUUAUGGAAACAAAAUCAAACGAUCAUCUCAGGGUAAAAAUAUUUCGUUUUUACAUUUAACCAAAGGUUGUGUUCUUUGGUUGAGUUUCAUGGAACCCCUCGUUUCAAGGUGCUUGGUGCUGUUGUUUCUCUCCUCACUGCUUUCCCUUCCCUGUUGGGUCAGAUCAGGGGAUGCCGAAGCACUUGUGACUCUGAAGUCAUCCAUCGACAUCUCAAACUCGCUGCCAUGGAAACUCGACGCCGCUGCCCAUGUCUGCCGCUGGAAAGGUGUCAAAGAGUGCAUCAAUGGAAGGGUCACAAAGCUCGUGUUGGAGUUCCUCAACCUGACCGGGCUUUUGGAUCAAAAGGCCGUGAACCAGUUGGACCAACUCCGCGUGCUUAGCUUCAAGGGAAACUCACUCUACUCCCAGAUUCCCGACCUCUCCAGUCUCCACAACCUCAAAUCUCUCUUCCUCAACCACAACAACUUCUCCGGUGACUUCCCGGCCUCCAUCUCCGGCCUCCACCGCUUAAAAGUCAUCGCCCUUGACGGGAACCAAAUAUCCGGUCAGAUUCCGGUGUCUCUUCUCAGACUUAGGCGGCUCUACACGCUCCAGUUGCAGGACAAUCAGUUGAGAGGGACAAUCCCUCCGUUCAACCAAACAACUCUCCGAUUCUUCAACGUGUCCAACAACCAACUGUCCGGAGAGAUUCCACUGACCCCGGCUCUGGUCCGGUUCAAUGCGUCGGCAUUUGCGGGUAAUUUGAAUCUGUGCGGAGAACAGUUGGAUAAUCCAUGCGAAAGUCACCCACCGGCAAUGGGUCCUCGUCCCGACCAUCCUCCGUCGUCGUCGUCUUCCAACCGCGGGAAAUCGAUCAAGAUAAUUGCGGGGAGUGUGGGAGGAUUUGCGGUUCUGUUAAUCUGUUUGAUAAUAUGUUGGAUGCUCUGCGGGAAGGGUAGGAAACCGGAGGACGAGGCAUCGAGGAGCAAAGAAGUGGGCGUGGGAGUAGAGGCUGGGGAGGAGAGGUCGGGAGGGACAGGGACAGGGGCAGGGACAACCGGAGGAGGGUUUUCGUGGGAAGGAGAGGGACUGGGGAGCUUGGUGUUCUGCGGAGCAGGGGACCAGAGAAUGAGCUACAGCUUGGAGGACUUGCUGAAGGCGUCGGCGGAGACGCUGGGGAGAGGUGCAAUGGGGAGUACAUACAAAGCUGUAAUGGAGUCGGGUUACAUAGUGACGGUGAAGAGGCUAAAGGACUCGGCAUACCCGAGUCUGGAGGAGUUCAGGAGACACAUGCACGUGCUUGGCAGCCUCUCCCACCCCAACCUCGUACCCCUCAGAGCCUAUUUCCAGGCCAAGGAGGAACGCCUUCUCGUCUACGAUUACUUCCCCAAUGGCAGCCUUUUCUCUCUCAUUCACGGAUCAAGAAUUACCGGUGGUGGAAAGCCUCUUCACUGGACAUCAUGCCUUAAAAUAGCCGAGGACCUAGCAACUGGUCUGCUCUACAUUCACCAGAACCCUGGCCUGACCCAUGGGAAUUUAAAAUCCUCUAAUGUCUUGCUGGGUUCUGACUUUGAGUCCUGCCUCACAGAUUACGGCCUCACCUCAUUCCGUGAUCCUGACUCACUUGAAGAACCCAGUGCCACUUCCCUAUUUUAUAGAGCACCUGAAUGCCGUGACAUUCGAAAGCCAUCUACACAACAAGCGGAUGUGUACAGCUUUGGCGUCCUUCUCUUGGAACUUCUAACUGGCAAAACACCUUUCCAGGACCUUGUUCAGGAACACGGUUCAGAUAUACCUAGGUGGGUUAGGUCAGUCCGUGAAGAAGAGACUGAGUCGGGGGAUGAGCCUGCCUCUGGUAAUGAGACAUCCGAGGAGAAACUCCAGGCUCUCUUGAACAUUGCAAUGGCUUGUGUCUCACUUGUUCCAGAGAACCGGCCUACCGUGAAAGAUGUUUUAAAGAUGAUCAGAGAUGCCAGGGCAGAGGCUCAAGUGUCAUCCAACAGUAGUGAUCACUCGCCCGGAAGAUGGUCAGAUACUGUUCAGAGCUUGCCUAGGGAAGGACAUUUGAGCAUUUGAUUGCAUACCAAACUAAGAGAUGCAAGGGCAGAGGCUCAAGUAUCAUCCAAUAGUUGUGAUUAUUGAGUGCGAAGAUGGCUGGUUACUGUGCUGAGCCCGCAUGGGGAAGAACAUUCGAGCAUCUGAAUAUAUACCAAACCCGAAUUAUUAUUUGAGGAAUUCUGAUUCUUUUUACGAAUUGAACUGCGAUUCUUCAACUAGGCAUCGUAGAGUGUACUGGUGUAAAGGUGUUCUUUUGAUCUUUUGGGCUAAGUCGUGAGCUGACUGACAUUUAAAGAUUCUAUUGUCGAUCGAGUUAGAAGUUUAUAAGAUUGGAUUACUUAAAACCCUGUUUUACAUUUGGGGGCUUGAUCUGGUAGGGGUACUUGAACUCCUCUUCGGAAAAAGGUUCUUCACCCUGUCUUGACUCUUCAGACCCGAGCACGAUGUUAGCUCAGGUUCUGUACUGAAUUAUUCGUAUUGUUCUUUCUGUCUCCGACAGAAAAAAGAAAAGGUGCACCCUUUUGUAUUUAA
This is a messenger RNA of Juglans microcarpa x Juglans regia, 3706 nucleotides long. RefSeq names its product inactive leucine-rich repeat receptor-like serine/threonine-protein kinase At1g60630. The transcript has 2 exons. NCBI's taxonomy places the organism in Eukaryota, Viridiplantae, Streptophyta, Magnoliopsida, Fagales, Juglandaceae. Gene Ontology annotation, molecular function: protein binding; protein kinase activity; ATP binding. Bases 1226 to 3193 code for a protein of 655 amino acids. Gene Ontology annotation, biological process: protein phosphorylation. The record is from RefSeq and is a predicted model, not a curated record.